This is a messenger RNA of Caenorhabditis angaria, 2828 nucleotides long. Lineage: Eukaryota; Metazoa; Nematoda; Chromadorea; Rhabditida; Rhabditidae. The record is from the annotation of a GenBank genome assembly.
AUGCGAAGUUUUUACGAUAUCAUUGAAGUCGAGGAAAACGAGCCGAUUGAGAAGAUCAAAAAAGCGUAUUUCGAUUUUUUGCGCAAAGUUCAUCCGGAUAAAUCCGAAGGUCCGACUGACGUUGAGCUUUUGAAUACGGUAACCUUGAUUUGGAAUCGGAUAAAGGUCUCGACUGGAAAAUUGGAAUACGAUUGUUGGUUGAGAGAGCAGAGAUUGCGAGAGACGAAGGGAACAAUUGCGGAGAGAAUUGAGAUUGAGGAGGUGAAAGAUUUUCCACGUCAUAUUAUCGAAAAUCUCAUCGGUACCGCGCGCUCCACCGAAAUAAACACGCAACGCAGACCGCGCCGCGCUACAGCACACACAAAAAAGGGAAUGAUUCAAAUUCCCUCCCUUUUUUUGUGUGUGUUUUAGCGCGGCGCGGUCUGCGUUGCGUGUUUAUUUCGGUGGAGCGCGUGCUACCGAUGAGAAUAAAUUUCUUCAUUUCAAUUUUUCCAGGGCGACGAAGAAAUUGUGGACGAACCUUGUCGCUGUGGUGACAAUUUCCAAGUUUCCGCAGAAGAAGUCAAACAAAUCGUCGACAUUGGAAUAUUCGAGUGUGGAUCUUGUUCAUUGUGCCUCGAAGUAGUGAAAAUAUGUCAUUAGACGAAACAAGCACCAAAAUCUUGGUGUUGGGUGAUAGUUGUGUGGGAAAAACGACAUUUUGUCAUUGUGUAGCUGGGGAGAUUGGACAACUGCAUUCUUCAACAAUUGGAGCGACUGUGACUAUGGCAUGGCAUGAAUAUCGAGUUGGAACACCGGAGCAGCGAACGGAAUUGUUGGAGUUGUGGGAUAUUGGGGGAAUGAUGGCGCAUCGACAGAAUUCGCAAGUGUUUUUUGAGGGAGCUGUUGGUGCGAUUCUUGUUCAUGAUUUGACCAAUAAAAAGAGUGAAGAGGUAUCUAAUUUUUGAAGAUUUAUCAACAAAAAAAAUAAAUUAGGGCUGAUUUAUGAACGAAAAAAUGUUUUUUUAACAUUGAAAGAUCAAUUGUCGAAAAAAUAUUGUAGGUUAAAACUAGUUUUUCAAGUUUUUUCAGCCAAAAAUGAUGACAAAUCAAUAUUUUUCAAGCUUUUGGGGUAAUUUCUGAUGAAAAUUAACCUUUCCAGAAGGUUUUGUUGAUUUUUCCUUUAAAAAAUUUCAAAUUUUGAUAAAUUUCGAAAAAAUUUAAAAAAGGAGGUAAAGUAGGGUUCUCAAAGCUUAUUUUCAUCAGAAAUGACUCCAGAAGCUGAAAAAUAUCGAUUUGUCAUCAUUUUUGGCUGAAAAACUCGAAAAACUAAUUUUGACCUACAAUGUUUUUACGACAUUUUUUGACUUUUCGUGAAUUGAUUUUUCGAUGUUAAAAAAAACAUUUUUAAACAUUUUUCCGUUCGUGAAUCAGCCCUAUUUGAAUUCAGAAUCUUGCCAGCUGGCUAACUAUGCUUGACGGAAAACCUCGAGGAAAUUCAAAAAAAGAUCCAGCUGCUGUCGCUUUACGAGUUGAUAUUGAAAGUUGCAAUAUUCCUGUGCUUAUUGUUGGAACAAAAGCGGACCUUGUCCCCCAUAAAGGACCUGUUAGUUAUGAUAGGUUGGUCCUGAAUUUCUUCUUAAAUAGUAACGAUGAUUUUUUUCAGAUUACACAUUGAUUCAACGAAAAAUAUAAUAAAAGGAUCUGCAAAUAGUAUAACAUUAUCAAGGUUUUUUGAUUCUUGUUUGGAUCGAACUCGAAGAACAUCGCUGAAUGGUAAUUUUUAUGGAAGACCUCCUCGAAGAUCAGCCGCUUCAUCAAAUGUCACAUCUCCAACUACAGUACCCCGCCUUAAUUUAAAUUCCACGUCGUUUUCCACGUCUAUUUCUAUGGGUUAAAUAACAUUUACUUUGGGUUUUGUUUCAUUUCUUGAAAAUGAAAUCGUUGAAAAUCAAAUUGAUAUUAGAUUCGGAUAUUUUGUCACGAGAAAUACAGUUUAUCACUGAUAGUUUGCAAAAUUUUAUGACUGAAAAUUUUGGAUCGCCAGAAAAUCAAAAUCAAUUUGUGGUUUUAAUCGGAAAUGAUGUGAUUUGGAGAAGUUCGGAUAAAUUGGAUGUUUUGAUAUCGGAUAUUCUGAAACAUUCCGAUGAAUUGAAUAUUUAUCGAGAAAAUUCGGAGGUUUUUCGGAGAUUUCAGAAAAUUCAGAAGAAUUAUAUCAAGAGCACAGAUUUGUGUGCACAGUUUUUUGUCAAAACUUCUUUCAUUUUUAUUGAAGUUGAGAUAAAUCAGGAGAAAUUGAAAGCAUUGGUUGAUACAGGUGAUUUUUGACUGAAAAAUUAAAUUUCUAAAAUUCUCCCACGGCCUAACUUUUCCCAUUUGUAAUUCUCGUCCAUUUUUUCCCAAAAUUCAGGCGCGCAGCUAUCAAUAAUCUCCAAAAAUUUCGCUGAAAAAUGCCGAAUUUUCGAUCAACUCGACACUCGUUUUGCUGUCCAAGCUUCAGGAAUUGGAGGAAAUCGAGCUGCUCUUGGAAAAAUUUUAUUUGGUAUCUAUAAACAUUGAUUUUUCCCAAGUUACACGAUGUUUUUUGCAGUGGAAUGUUUGGUUUCUGGAAAUUCGAUGAGAUCGAUUUUGACGGUUGUUGAGGAACUCGAUUUCGAAUUGAUUAUCGGUAUUGAUUUUUUGAAAGCUUAUAAUGCGAUGAUUGAUUUGAAGGUGAGGAAAAUCAAUUUGCAUUAGAGCGCAAUUGCUGAAAAUUCACCGUUUUUACGUGAUUACAGAACCAGAAAAUUGUGUUUGAUCAAAAAUUCGAUGUCAAGUUUCUGCUGGAAGAUGAAGAAGUUUCAAAAUAA